Messenger RNA from Capronia epimyces CBS 606.96, 1911 nucleotides. RefSeq lists its product as uncharacterized. The transcript has 5 exons. The record is from RefSeq and is a predicted model, not a curated record. Gene Ontology annotation, molecular function: A2-type glycerophospholipase activity. Gene Ontology annotation, cellular component: cytosol. NCBI's taxonomy places the organism in Eukaryota, Fungi, Ascomycota, Eurotiomycetes, Chaetothyriales, Herpotrichiellaceae. Bases 1 to 1911 code for a protein of 636 amino acids. Gene Ontology annotation, biological process: glycerophospholipid catabolic process.
AUGUACCUGCAUUACUUCAACACUCUUUGCUUCCUCGCAUUGGGGAUCGUUUCCGGCUCGCUGGCUGUCAACUUCACCAGCUACGCUCCUCUGCGCACAGAGUGUCCUGCACACCAACAAUGGAUCCGUCCAGCAAAUGGCCUGUCUUCGCAAGAGGCGACUUGGGUGCAGGGACGUAAGUCGGUCGUCGUCGAGGCCUUCAGUGCCUACCUGGACCGUCUCAACAUCACCGGCUUAGAUGUCCCGAAGCUGGUCGACGCAAUGAAGAAGGACAACAAUGCUGGCGUGCCUACCCUGUCGGUCGCCAUCAGCGGAGGAGGCUGGCUCUCUGCAAUGACCGCCAUCGGAAUCCUGCGUGCAUUCGACUCGCGCUUCCCCGACGCCAUCACCCAGAAGACCGGAGGGCUCCUCCAGAGCUUGACCUAUAUUACAGGAUUGUCGGGCGGGGCAUGGCCGGGCAUGUCUCUGUCGACCUACAACUUCCCAACCAUCAACGACCUGGUUGCCGACUGGCAUACUGACAUCGACCGAGUUUUUAACCCUCCCAACAACUCGGUCUACGCCGCCAAUGACUCGGAGCUAUUCCUAGAUGUUGCAGCUAAAUACAAGGCCGGGUUCAAUGUCAGCGUGGCCGACUUUCUAGGGCGUGCGUAUAGUUAUGAAUUCCUGCCCCCUCCUCAUGGAGGCUUGAACGUGACGCUGUCGGGAAUCAGAAAUCUGACCAACUUCCGGAACCAUUCGGCGCCUCUACCGUUGUUUGUCGCCAACCGACUCUCCGACGACGACGUGGAAUUCUUCGGCAUCAAGGUGCCUUACUCGAACAGCACCAUUUUUGAGAUGACCCCGUUCGAGUUCGGCGCCUGGCAGGCUUCGGCUGGUGGUGCAACUGGAUUUCUGCCCACCGAGUAUCUCGGGACGACGCUUUACAAUGGCAGCGUGACAAACAGCUCUGACUGUGUGGUGGGCUUCGAUCGGGCGAGUUACAUCCUCGGCAUCGCCGCCGGUGCAUUCAAUUUCUGGUACAUUGAAUCCAAAUCCAAUGGGACUUUGGCACAAUUCUCCAAGCGAUCGGACCUGCCGGAAACGCCGGCCGUGCACCGCUAUGACCGACGCGCUGCCAUCUUUCCGUCCACGGUGGUCAAUGAGGUUCUGGCGGCGUACGAGGAAUACUUCAAUCUGUCCACCACCCAGUCCAUGUACCCAUCUGUCCCGAACCCAUUCGCCGGCCUACCGGGGUCCGAGGGACCUGAACCAGAAAGUCUCCUACUCGCUGACGGAUCCGAGUCUGGACAAUCCAUCCCCUUCUGGCCGCUUAUCCAGCCGGCACGAAAGGCCGACUUUAUCGUUUCAUGGGACAACGACGGCGACCAAGCGCCGUACAACUGGAACAACGGCACGAAUCUGUACAACACGUACAUUCAGGCUCGACGGGCCGGGCUGGCGUUUCCCGAGGUUCCUCCCCCGGCGACUUUUAUCAAGCGUAACUACACGAGCAAGCCGGUGUUCUUCGGCUGCGACACGCAGUACACGACGACGCGGAACGCCUCGAGUCCGAUUGUGUUGUACUUGACCAACACCCCUUACAGCGCGUACAGCAACUUCACCUGGUUCAAGAGCACGUUCACGCCCGUGCAGACGCACGAGCUCCUGGUGAAUUCCUUCGACAUUGCCACACAGGGCAACGGCACGCUCGACGCCGAUUGGGCCCAGUGUCUCGGUUGUGCCGCCAUCGAUCGGAGUCUGACCAGGCUGGGCAUCGACCGGGUGGCACAGUGCGAGGCAUGUCUGCAGAAGUACUGCUGGGACGGCACCUAUGAAGCCGAGGGUGACCUUCCGGUGGUGGAUCCGUCGUUGAGACUGCACCCGAACGUCAGCUUCGCCGAGUGGAACGCCACGCAUCCAUUUACAUGA